UGGAAGGAUACGACCGAGACGGUUCAGAAGUACAGCGACGAGAUGAUCAAGCGUUGGAAGGAGGAGAUCGACACCUACCUGGUCUUCGCAGGUCUCUUCUCGGCCGUCCUCACCACGUUCAAUGUGCAGUCAUACCUCCUGCUCCAGCCAGCCGCCCCCGAUCCUUCCUUCGCCGUGUUGCAACAAAUAUCCUCUCAGCUCGCGAGCUUCUCUAUCAAUCCUCCCUUCGUUAACUCCACCCAGCCGGCGAGCACUGAUCGCGCGAAUGCGGACUCACCACCCCCUGUCCCGCGUUGGGCUGUCUGGCUGAACGCGCUAUGGUUCGCCGGUCUCAUCCUCAGCCUGGCCUCCGCCUCCGUAGGCAUCAUGGUCAAGCAAUGGUUGAACGAGUAUAGCGCCGGUGUCUCCGGAAACGCUCGUUCCGUUGCGCAGAUGCGCCAGUACCGCCUGAACCACCUCAGGACAUGGCACGUAGAGGACGUCGUCAACACCAUCCCCGUCCUCCUUCAGCUCGCCCUUGCGCUCUUCCUCACUGGACUUCUAAUCCUUCUCUGGUCACUCCAUGGCACCGUUGCAGCCGUCGCAUCGACACUCGUCUGCCUCCUUGGCGUCUUCACUGCCGUCACCACGCUGCUCCCUCUCGUCAACCACCAGUGCUCGUAUCUCACCCCCCAAAUCCGCGCAAUCAACUCCAUCUGGCAGCCAAAGCGAUACGCCUAUUGGGUCUGUACUUCGAUAUCGACCGGGCAUCAUACCGUGACGAGGAUUCUCACUUCCGCGCAACACUUGCUAUACACCUUCCGUCAACGUCUCCGCUUGUAUGUCUCACUGGCGCACUGGAAAUCUCUCAGUUGUCAAGCACGGAGUACGACUCGACGACUGAGGCGCAUCAUAGCUUCGCCACCAGAGGCCUGGAAAGGCCCCAAGCAGACAUGGCAGGGACGGGAACGGUCGGAUAUCGACGGCAUCGCACGUCGUUUAGACACACAAAUCCUCAUCGAGGCAUACAGCGCCACCCUGCACCCUGACGCCCUCUCGGCCGCCUCCGUGUGUCUCAUGGGCUUCGACUCUGGCGACGUCGUCUACUACUUCCGGCAGCUUCACAAGUCCGCUAGAGAGCACUUCGGUGCUGCAGCGGACUCACCGCA
Trametes versicolor FP-101664 SS1 is the source of this 1148-nucleotide messenger RNA. RefSeq lists its product as uncharacterized. The annotation marks the transcript as partial. NCBI's taxonomy places the organism in Eukaryota, Fungi, Basidiomycota, Agaricomycetes, Polyporales, Polyporaceae. The transcript is spliced from 2 exons. The record is from RefSeq and is a predicted model, not a curated record.